Chionomys nivalis (European snow vole) is the source of this 1910-nucleotide messenger RNA. Its product is annotated as thromboxane A2 receptor-like. Lineage: Eukaryota; Metazoa; Chordata; Mammalia; Rodentia; Cricetidae. The transcript has 3 exons. The coding region runs from base 381 to 1547 and encodes 388 amino acids. The record is from RefSeq and is a predicted model, not a curated record. Gene Ontology annotation, biological process: adenylate cyclase-activating G protein-coupled receptor signaling pathway; inflammatory response; positive regulation of blood pressure. Gene Ontology annotation, molecular function: thromboxane A2 receptor activity. Gene Ontology annotation, cellular component: plasma membrane.
GAGAGCACCAAGGGCUGGCAAUGGCUCAGUCCUCUGACGCCCAGGCCCCCGUGCACACCCCCACAUGUAAAUGAACAAUGCUAAACACGAAAAAGCAAAACUAAGGAAAAGACCAAACAUGGUUCACACCAGGAGUCUGAGGCAGGAGGAUCACACGGACCGCUCGUCGGCCUGAGGCUGUUGUUAGACAUUGGCAAGUGCCCACCUGUCUCCAGUCUGGGCUUUUUAUCUCUCUGUGUAGCUUAAACUCACAGCCAUCCUCCUGCCUCGGACGCUCCCUGCGCUGGGAGGGACCAGGCUGUGGAACAGACGCCAGGUCCAGACUGGCCGUCGUCCCGGGGGAUGUGUCCCGGUUAGCUUGGGUUUUUCUUGUUCCCAAAAUGGAACGAGGGCUUCUGGGUUCCUUUCUUAUUAUAAAAGUGACGCUAGGGACGCGGAGGAAUGGCGAGGGCCGGUCCCGUGAGCUGGCCUCGGGGCAGGUCGCCCGAUGGGGUGGUGACGCCCGGGUCAGCUCGGGAGCCAUGUGGCCCAACGGCAGCCUCCCCGGGCCGUGCUUCAGGCCGAUGAACGCCACCAUCACCGCGCAGGAGCGGCGCCUCAUCGCGUCGCCCUGGUUCGCCGCGUCCUUCUGCGUGCUGGGCCUGGGCUCCAACCUGCUGGCCCUGAGCGCGCUGGCCGGGGCGCCCGCGCCGCGCUCGUCCUUCCUCACGCUGCUGUGCGGCCUGGUCCUCACCGACUUCCUGGGGCUGCUGGUCACCGGCGCCAUCGUGGUGGCGCAGCACGCGGCGCUCUUCGCCUGGCAGGCGGCCGACCCCGGCUGCCGCCUCUGCCACUUCAUGGGGGUGGCCAUGGUCUUCUUCGGGCUGUGCCCGCUGCUGCUGGGCGCCGCCAUGGCCUCGGAGCGCUUCGUGGGCAUCACGCGGCCCUUCUGGCGGCCCGCGGCCCCCGGGCGUCGCGCCUGGGCCACCGUGGCGCUCGUGUGGCUGGCGGCGCUGGCGCUCGGGCUGCUGCCGCUGCUGGGGCUCGGCCGCUACUCGGUGCAGUGGCCGGGCUCCUGGUGCUUCCUGACGCUGGGCGCGCGGCGCGGGGACGUGGCCUUCGGCCUGCUGUUCGCGCUGCUGGGCGGCCUGUCCGUCGGGCUGUCCUUCCUGCUCAACACCGUGAGCGUGGCCACGCUCUGCCGCGUCUACCACGGCCGCGAGGCCGCGCGCCAGCGCCCGCGGGACUGCGAGGUGGAGAUGAUGGUGCAGCUGGUGGGCAUCAUGGUGGUGGCCACCGUGUGCUGGAUGCCCCUGCUGGUCUUUAUCGCACAGACCUUGCUGCAGACGCCGCCUGUCAUGAGCUCCUCUGGGCAGCUGCUGCGGACCACGGAGCACCAGCUACUCAUCUACCUGCGCGUGGCCACGUGGAACCAGAUCCUGGACCCCUGGGUCUACAUCCUGUUUCGUAGGUCCGUGCUUCGGCGCCUGCACCCACGGUUCAGUUCACGGCUCCGGGCUCUGACCUUGCACCCUCCCCCAGCCCAGGCCACGCCCAGUGGGCCCUGAAGGACAGCAUCACCCAAACUUCAGGUCCUCGGUGACUACCACAGGCCCAUGUGCUAUCCCAGGAGCCCGAGUGCCCUGUGGACUAAAGAGGGGAGCCCCUAACUUAGGGAUGUCCUCCCUGAAUCCCCAGACUCCUCCCAGAACAACCUGGGGAUGUGGGGACCAGCGAGACCCGGAGCCUGAGUGGGGGCAUCCCCCACCUUGCCACAGCCUGGGUCUGAGACACGAAGCUUCAUGUUCCUCUGGUCUGGACUCAAGGGUCAUCGACCUUGAGUGUUGGAAGCCUCCGUUGGGGUCCCCACAGCCAGGUCCGGAGCCCCCCUCCCCUGUGGCCACCCAAUGCACUUGCUCAAUAAACGGUUA